Molecule: messenger RNA, 279 nt
Organism: Adineta ricciae
Lineage: Eukaryota; Metazoa; Rotifera; Eurotatoria; Adinetida; Adinetidae
Source: the annotation of a GenBank genome assembly
AUGAUUACAGUUAAUGCUGCAACAAUUUCAGGUAUAAGUUUAUGGAUUGAAUACAAUCCAGUGAUUGAUGUUAGUGCCUUAGUUAAAGAUAUGUUCGCAUUUGGUCAGUCAAACUAUGUUUUCAUGCUAAAAUGUAAAGUAGAACAACCAUGUAGAACCAUGACAUUCUAUUCAUUUGGUAAUCCACGAAUUCAAUUACGACUAAAACUUGAUUUCGAUAAACUGGACGACAACGACAAGUACUACUGCACAAAAGAUAAAUAUAGCAAAUACAAAUAA